UGAAAUAAACACAUGCAAAUACACAAACUACAACACAUAAUCUGGGGAACGUAACAGCCAUAAUCAGCUCGCACUGUAUUCUGGCUGGUCAGGUCGGAAUUCACCAUUCCAGCGUGGUGAUCAUCACCUCCACAUUAAAAUUCACCAUUCCAGCGUGGUGAUCAUCACCUCCACGUUAAAAUUCACCCUUUUAAACAUUUGGACAGCAGUCCUAACUUUUCUGGAAGAAAAUAUGCACUGCAAAAAAAGUCCCUUUCUCUCUCCCUCCUUGACCGCUCUCCCUCCUCCUCUCCCCCCACUUCCGCUCCCUUCCCUGUCCCUCCAUGUCCUACUCUGUUCUUCCUCAGGUCUGGAUGAUGAGCUGCUUCAGCAGCAGUUGCGGAGGCCAGGGUCAGGGCUGGCUAAGGGCCAGGUAGAUUUUAGUACCAAGACCCCCCACGUCAUCCUCACCUUAAGGCCCAGCGACAGGGUCGACAACCCAGGCAAGAUGACCCGCAAGAAGAGGGCCACCGCAGACACCACCACCUGCUCCAGGAACUCUGACGUGGACUGCUGUCUGCGAUCUCUCUACAUCGACUUCCGCCAGGACCUGGACUGGAAGUGGAUCCAUGAGCCGAAGGGCUACAAGGGCUGCCCAUACCUCUGGAGUGCUGACAACCACUACAACAUGAUCCUGCCGCUGUUUAACAAGCUGAACCCUGAGGCGUCGGCAUCUCCGUGCUGCGUACCUCAGGACCUGGAGCCUCUGACCAUCGUGUACAUCAUGGGCCGAACGCCCAAGGUAAAGCAGCUCUCCAACAUGGUGGUCAGGUCCUGCAGGUGCCGCUGACGCAGGAGCCCAGCGGCGGGCCAGGAGGAGGGACAUUGACCAAAACUAACUACCACUUUUGGUCCUCAAACAAAAAGGACAUACUGACCAUCUCUAGAUAGUCAACCCUUCAUUUCACUAUGACACAUUUUACACAGUCUGGCACAGAUUAUUUGUUUUUUCACACGCAUGAAACUCUGAAAAUCGUCAUCAGCAAUGGGUCUUUUCCCCACUGUCAUAAAGGUAGAGAAUAUUGUAAAUAUUGAAUUCCUUAGCUUUCAAAAUCUGAUAAAGUUUUUCGAUUGGAAAUAUGUGUUCUUGUUGCAGAAGACUCUGAUCUCUACCAAGUUGACUGAAGGGCCCAGUAACUCUGUCACUUAAGAUCUGUGCAUAUAUACUGAAGGGAGAUGAUUUUGAUUUGA
Molecule: messenger RNA, 1230 nt
Organism: Oncorhynchus tshawytscha (Chinook salmon)
Lineage: Eukaryota; Metazoa; Chordata; Actinopteri; Salmoniformes; Salmonidae
Product: transforming growth factor beta-3 proprotein-like
Exons: 3
Coding region: 233-829 (198 amino acids)
Biological process (GO): BMP signaling pathway; regulation of cell population proliferation; transforming growth factor beta receptor signaling pathway
Cellular component (GO): extracellular region
Molecular function (GO): growth factor activity; type II transforming growth factor beta receptor binding; type III transforming growth factor beta receptor binding
Source: RefSeq, a predicted model, not a curated record